GUUUACAUGUUUUGGUUCCGAUAUGGCAACACUUGCGGAAAAAUAGUGAAAUAAAAAAAAAAAUACAUUAAUGGUAUUAGGAUUUUAAGAGGAACAAAUCGCUUAUUAAUUGAUUAGCCGAUUAAUUUGCAUAACUUACACUGGGCAACAAAAUUCGACUACAAGUGUUAUAAUAAUUUGUGCGCGUGUGUGGUAUUUUAGGCCGAUACUGUGACAGGAAGACAGCAAGCAAUGGCAGGCAUGAACAAUUACUCAACAUUGAUGUAUAACACCAACCAAAAGGUAGUGGUUACUGAUGAAGAUGAGAAUAGUGAACAUAUACAACAACGCCCCCGCAAUAUCUAUGGCUCAUAUGCUGCUGUCGACUCCUCGGGCAAUCCACCAACCAGCUUGCCAUUGCAUAGACAAUCACAAUUGCAAUAUCCACUGAGCGAUGAUCAAUAUCAGAUUUAUAUGGCCAGUUUAAAUUCUGGCCCCGAUUCUGGUCUAAAAAAUGUCCAUUCUGAAAGAGAUUUGUCGUUGCCUCUAGAGAAACAAAGGGCUUUGGAUAAUUUUUAUGACAGCCAGGACGAUGUGUAUCCUCCCGAGCAGCAUAACAUUUUGAGUUCAUUUAGCUUAUCCGAUACCAAAAAAAUUUCAAUACGCAAAUAUUUGGGUAUAGGUGUUCAGUGGGUUAGUUUGGUAACCGAAAACUUGCUCAGUCAUCCUUUUAUAGUGCUGCGGCGACAAUGUCAAGUUUACAAUGCCUCACAGAGAUAUCAUCUGCAUCCUUUUGCUUUAAUGCCUUCCAUUGUUCAUCUACAUCGCCGUCAAGGCGUUACAACACUUUGGAAAGGUCUAGGUAGUUGCCUGCUGGUACGCGGCUUGUCCAUGGCGGUGGAUGAUGUUCUGUCUAAGAUAACAUCAUGGCCUAAGGAAGUGGACAGCCGUACUAAUAUGAAACGUUUCGGCCAGCAUAUUAUUCUAAAAUGCAUUAGCAUAGCUGUUGUCAUGCCCUUCUAUGCUGCCUCUUUGGUUGAAAGUGUGCAAAGCGAUAUUGCCAGUGAGAAACCUGGUCUGUUUGAUGUUUUUCGUGAAGGAAGUUUACGACUGUUGUACUGGAAAUCUCCUCAGAAAGGUCGAAUGCUGCCGGUGUGGUGUUUAAUAGGACCAACGGUGGGAAUUGGCAUAACAAAAUAUCUCUUUGGCUUGGUCAUUAAAGGCAUAUCAUCUCGCAUAAUGCGACGACGCAUUCAGCAAGCUCAAGAACGCAAAGGAGCCAAAUUUAAAGAUGACUCUCUGGAAACUCAAAACGUUGAAGUCUAUUCGAAUCUUAUUUCUAUGCUGACAACCGAAGUCAUAUUCUUUCCAUUCGAAACAAUUUUACAUCGCAUUCAGCUGCAAGGCACCCGAACAAUUGUUGAUAAUUUGGAUAAUGGCUAUGCCGUUGUGCCUAUACUGACGAAUUAUCAGGGAGCCAUGGAUUGCUAUCGUCAAACAGUGGCCUCCGAAGGCUUUUCUGGACUUUACAAAGGCUUUGGUGCCAUAAUUUUACAAUUUGCUGCCCACAUUGCAGUUAUAAAACUAACCAAAUGGAUUGUUAAUCAAAUAACGGAAGUCAUUUCUAGUCGCCCACCCCAGAAAGUAGUACAAUAUUAUAAUUUAGAUCGUGGCCUGAACUCAAAUUCUACAACGAUAUCACGUAGUCUAAGUUCAGGAAGUGAGCUUGAUGAGAAUAGCGUGGGAAAUCGAUCGGUGGAUUAAAAGAAAGUUAAACGAAAAAAAAAGCAAAAGUGAAACGUUAAUUAUUUAAAUAUAAAUUUAUUAUGACAAUGGUUAUUUACUUAUACUUGAUAGCUCUUUUUGAAUUCGAUUUGAAUGAUAUAAGGGAAGCUAAACUGUUGUGUAAUAUUUUCAUGUUAAUUAUUCGUUUAUUAAACUUUCCUUUUUCUAUAAGAGACAAUUCUUGAGUUGCACUGUGAUACUUCCGUUACCACAUGAAAUCCGCGCGAAAUUUAAAGUAAACGAUUAUUUUGUAAAAGCUAACAUUUAGGCCAAAUUGUUGUUACACUUCAAUAAACAAGUCUAAUUUAUUUCCCAAAAUUAAAAAAUCUAAA
Stomoxys calcitrans (stable fly) is the source of this 2096-nucleotide messenger RNA. It is a transcript of the gene Slc25A46a, whose product is annotated as mitochondrial outer membrane protein SLC25A46. Lineage: Eukaryota; Metazoa; Arthropoda; Insecta; Diptera; Muscidae. Gene Ontology annotation, cellular component: mitochondrial outer membrane. The record is from RefSeq and is a predicted model, not a curated record. Bases 232 to 1743 code for a protein of 503 amino acids. Gene Ontology annotation, biological process: mitochondrial membrane fission; mitochondrial fission. The transcript is spliced from 9 exons.